AUGGCGUCCCACAAUCACACUAUGCAUCCGCAUGGAUUUCGUUAUGCAAAGAGCAGCGAGGGACAGUCUAGCGCCAUGCAAAUGUCCGAUGGUAAUGCUGUUCCACCAGGCCAAACUUGGACAUACACAUGGGAAGCACCAGAACGUUCUGGGCCCGGCCCACUUGAUCCGCUCGGGCUUGCUUGGACGUACCACUCUGACGCCGCAGGCACGCAAGAUGUCUUCAGUGGCCUGGUGGGUGCUUCCAUUAUAUAUCGUCGGGGAGAAUUGGCCAAACAUACUCUAGAUGUUCCAGCUCCUCCGGGGUCGGGUCUGAUCGAGGAGGUAUUGACGCUCUUUCUGAUCGUGGACGAGAAUGAAUCAUACUACAUCAAUGAGAACACUCUGAACAAGACCAGCAUUUCCGAAGGACAGCUUCAGGUCAAUCGAAUGGAUCCUAGCUUUCAAGAAAGCAACUUGAAACACACGAUUAAUGGUCUCGUGUUCGGGAACCUCAUGGGCAUCAACCUUACGGUUGGUACACGGGCAGCCUGGCACGUCGAGGCCCUUGGUAAUGUUGUGAAUAUGCAUACGCCUCAUUGGCAUGGUAACACACUUGCGUGGGCACAGCAACAAGCAGGCUUUCUAUCCAUAUUCCAUACUCCAUAUGGAGCUCUAUGA
This is a messenger RNA of Lithohypha guttulata, 660 nucleotides long. RefSeq lists its product as uncharacterized. NCBI's taxonomy places the organism in Eukaryota, Fungi, Ascomycota, Eurotiomycetes, Chaetothyriales, Trichomeriaceae. The transcript is spliced from 3 exons. The record is from RefSeq and is a predicted model, not a curated record. The coding region runs from base 1 to 660 and encodes 219 amino acids.